Messenger RNA from Strongylus vulgaris, 738 nucleotides. The record is from the annotation of a GenBank genome assembly. Lineage: Eukaryota; Metazoa; Nematoda; Chromadorea; Rhabditida; Strongylidae.
AUGCAAAUCAUUGCUUCUACACAGUGCGCAAGAAGAGUGAGAAAUUUACAGGAAGAUCUUGCAACGGCACUUGUUCGAGUGUUGCAUAAACAGAAACUUGCCAAUGACUUCCUUUGUGAAUUGGUCAUGUCUGAAGUGGACUCCCUCGAUAACGACCACUUGAUGUUCCGUGGGAACUCGCUGGCGACAAAAGCGAUGGAGGCUUAUAUGAAACUCAUCGCAGACGAGUAUCUACAAUCAGUGCUUGGCGAUUUUGUACAGAAUGUCCUUUCGUCCAAUGAAUCAUGCGAGGUAGACCCCUUGAAAUUGAACGGUGCGUCAUCAUCAACACUCGAAAAGCACCGAAUCCAUCUAACAAGAUUAGUUGAGCAUGCAUGGGAUAAAAUCAUUGGAAGUACUUCUGCUUUCCCAAUGGAGCUGCGGAUGGUGUUUGGAUCGCUUCGAGAGAGAUUAGAAUCGCAAGGUCGAAGUUCACUGGCUGACACUCUGAUAUCCUCUUCAAUAUUCCUGCGAUAUCUUUGCCCAGCAAUUCUUAGUCCAAGUCUUUUCAAUCUGGUAACGGAGUACCCUAGUGGUGUGAUGGCCAGAAAUCUCACUCUCAUUGCCAAAACGCUGCAGAACCUCGCGAACUUCACAAAAUUUGGUGGUAAAGAACACUACAUGGAAUUCAUGAAUAGUUUUGUUGAAAGAGAAUGGCAGCGCAUGAAAGACUUUCUUCGCCGAAUAUCCACAGGGUAA